AUGGUGACCAGUGUUCAAGGGGAAGCAGGAAGAGAGGCAGGAAGAGGCCUGAGGAAGACGAGCGAGCCUGGGACUCUCACUGCGAGGACAAGUCUUCGGGGACAGGUCAGUUGAGCCUGAGACAAAGACCUCAACGAAGAACUUUCUACCAGGCCGGUCCAAAAGCAAGUGUCCACAACAAACCUCGCAGACAGAACCGUAAACAGGAACACAACAUGUUCCAGUGUGCCAGUGGCCCUCAGGGAGCUGCAGCUGUGCCCCGUGAGGCCUCAGAGACCCCGUGUCUGGAUUUGAUGGAACAGGACUCCAAAGACUCAGCUCAGAGCAGCAGCACCAUGUCCAGCUCUGAAACCCAAUCAGAGUACAGCGACAACAAAGGUUUUGGAAUUGGUGAGUUAGUUUGGGGAAAGAUCAAGGGCUUCUCCUGGUGGCCUGGAAUCGUGGUGACUUGGCGAGCCACUGGCAAACGACAGGCCAGCCAUGGCAUGAGGUGGCUGCAGUGGUUUGGAGAUGGCAAGUUCUCUGAGGUUUCUGCCGACAAACUGAACUCCCUCACAGCAUUCUCCAAGUUCUUCAACCAGGCUUCUUACACCAAGCUGGCUUCUUAUCGCAAAGCUAUCUUUCAAGCACUUGAG
This is a messenger RNA of Austrofundulus limnaeus, 635 nucleotides long. Its product is annotated as DNA (cytosine-5)-methyltransferase 3B. Gene Ontology annotation, biological process: negative regulation of transcription by RNA polymerase II. The record is from RefSeq and is a predicted model, not a curated record. Gene Ontology annotation, molecular function: DNA (cytosine-5-)-methyltransferase activity, acting on CpG substrates; DNA binding. Gene Ontology annotation, cellular component: nucleus. Lineage: Eukaryota; Metazoa; Chordata; Actinopteri; Cyprinodontiformes; Rivulidae.